Messenger RNA from Silurus meridionalis, 945 nucleotides. Its product is annotated as ADP-ribosyl cyclase/cyclic ADP-ribose hydrolase 1. The coding region runs from base 119 to 874 and encodes 251 amino acids. The transcript has 10 exons. Gene Ontology annotation, molecular function: NAD+ nucleosidase activity; phosphorus-oxygen lyase activity. NCBI's taxonomy places the organism in Eukaryota, Metazoa, Chordata, Actinopteri, Siluriformes, Siluridae. Gene Ontology annotation, cellular component: plasma membrane. Gene Ontology annotation, biological process: positive regulation of B cell proliferation. The record is from RefSeq and is a predicted model, not a curated record.
CCCUGCUCUAGCAUUAAUUUAAAAAAAGUAGUUUGAAGACUUUUACCAGGUUUACAAUGAAGGUAUAAUUUAUACUUUUGUCUUGGACAAAAAAGAAAAAAGACUGACAAUAUCCAAUAUGAUUCCAGAAAUGAUCAUCAUCAUAAUCCUUAUUGAUCAUAUAAACACAGGCCCUGGGACUACGGCAAACAUAAAACAAAUUGUACUUGGACGAUGCUAUGAGUACAUUACAAUGGUAAAACCUAGUUAUAGAUUUAAAUGCGAGGAGAUUUGGCAUGAGUUUGAAGACGCAGUGAUCCGGAAAACACCAUGCAAUGUGAAAGACAAAGAUUACGAGAAAAUGUUUCAUGCUGCUCCUCAAACUCCUCCCUGUAACAAACUGCUGUUUUGGAGCAAGACACGGGAGCAUAUGCAGAGCAAUCUAGAUGUCACACAAAGCUAUUGGACAUUGGAGAAUACACUGGUGGGAUUCAUGUUCAAGGACCUCAUCUGGUGUGGUCAGCAGGGAAGAGACAGAGGCUUCGAUUUUCAGUCUUGUCCAGAAUGGUCAACAUGUGUGAGCCAUCCUGUGUACUCGCUGUGGAAACAAGCAUCACAAAAUUUUGCUGCAGCAGCUUGUGGAAAUAUUACAGUACUCUUAAAUGGAUCAAAUGAAAAUGCAUUCAACAGGAACAGCAUGUUCGGGAGUGUGGAGCUGGACAGUUUUAAUCCCAAGAUGGUGUCCCAUGUCCACAUUAAUGUUGUUCCAAAUUUAGAAGGCCCAUUUGUAGAGUCCUGUUCCAAGGGUUCCAUUCUCAAACUCAUAGGUGUUCUGCAGACCCGAGGGUUCCAAUGGUCCUGCACAGACAGUGGUCCGAUCCACUCCGGAGUUUGAGGCCUGCCCUAGCCUGGCUGAUCCCACCUCCUUCACGAUGACAUCAUCCACCAGUUUCCUAUUUAAGGAGG